Molecule: messenger RNA, 2034 nt
Organism: Misgurnus anguillicaudatus (oriental weatherfish)
Lineage: Eukaryota; Metazoa; Chordata; Actinopteri; Cypriniformes; Cobitidae
Source: RefSeq, a predicted model, not a curated record
GUUAAACAGGAAGUAAAUGAAAGCGAAACCUAACUCUCUGCUACAGUAACACAAACUCAUACAGCUGUGCUUCAGAGCGAAUCAUUUUAGUUGUUUUACUGUCAAAACAGUUCUUUUAGAGGUACCCGUUAGGAGAGAUUGCAAAUCAAUGGCCGAAAUGGAAUAUGAGGAGCAGUUCGACUGUCCGGUCUGUUUGGAUCCACUGAACGAGCCGGUGACGAUUCCAUGUGGACACAGUUACUGUCUAAACUGUAUUGAUGACUACUGGAGUCAAAAGGACCAGGAGCCGCCGUACCGCUGUCCACAAUGCCGAGAGAGCUUCAGUCAAAAACCUUUACUGAAGAAAAACACUCUUUUAGCUGAAAUGAUGGAGAAGCUGGAGAGGACAUCCCAUCAAACAGCAUCCAGCUCUCAGGAGAACUCUUGUGUGGACUGUGAUGUUUGCACUACAGAGAAGAACCGAGCUGUAAUGUCAUGUCUGCAGUGUUUGGCAUCUUUCUGUGAAUCUCACCUGCAGCCUCACCAUCAGUCACCUGCGUUUAUGAAGCACAAACUGGUCAGUGCCACCACACAAGUUCAAGAAAACAUUUGCCUUCGUCAUGGAAAACUGAUGGAGAUUUACUGUCAGGAUGACAAGAAGUGCAUUUGUUACAUGUGCAUGAUUGGCCAUCAUAAAGGCCACAGCGUGGUAUCUGUGGAGUCUGAAUGGUCAAAGAAAAUGAAAGUAUUACAACAGACAAAGGAGACUUGCACAGAGAUGAUCCAGGAGCGAGAGAGAGGUCAGCAGGAACUCAGUGAGGCUGUGGAGGCUUUUAAAAGUUCAGCUCAUGAGGCUGUAGAAGAGUGCAAGACUGUCUUCAAAGAGCUCAUCAACUCUCUUGAGAAGAAAUGCGCUGAGAUAAAUGAUCUGAUCAGAGCUCAGGAGAAAGCCGAGAUGGAUCAAGCAGAAAACCUUCAAAGAGAGCUGGAUCAGGAGCUGACAGAACUCAGACAAAGAAAAAUGGAGAUGGAGGAACUUCUAGUGACAGAUAAUCAGGUCAAUUUUUUGAAGGGUUUUCAGUCUGUGUGUGUUUUGCCCACGUGUAAAGACCUUCACAGAAAAGCUUACUAUCCUCAAGUGUCAUUUAAAGGAAUUUCAAUCUCAGGUUUCAGAGAUGUUUUAGAAGAUGUUUGUCAUAAGGAAACCGUCAAAAUAUGUCAAAAAGUGUCGGGUGUCUAUUUUGCAGACCCUCCAGUGCCAAAGACUCGAAAUGAUUUUUUGCAGUAUUUUUGUCAUCUUCAUGUGAAUCCAAACACUGCACACCCAAGUCUCAUCCUGUCAGAGAGGAACAAGAAGAUAUCAGGCUCAGAUGAAGACCAAGCCUAUCCAUAUCACCCAGAACGAUUUGAUAGCUUGUGUUACAUCAUGUGUAAAGAGGCUUUGCAUGGUCGCUGUUACUGGGAAGUGGAAUGCAGUGGUAAAAAUUGGGCUGUAGCUGUUUGCUACAAAGGAAUUGGUCGUAGAGGAAUCAGUGAUAGCUGCAGACUCGGCUUUAACAAAAAAUCCUGGAGAUUUGGCUAUUUUCAGGGACAGUUUGGGUUUAUUCAUGAUAAAGUAAGAGUACCUCUCACUGUGGCCUCUAGCAUCGGUGUGUAUCUGGAUCACAAGGCAGGAACUUUGUCGUUUUACAAUACCGCUAAAACAAUGAACCUAAUUUUAAGUUUCCAGACCUCAUUUACUGAACCAGUGUACCCCGCAUUUCAAAUUCUUCCAGAUUCAUGUGUCAGGAUCAUAGAGUGGGAGAAAGUGCAGACAAACCACUUAUAAAAACAGGAUUUAUCGCAACAUUGUUGUUUUCAUAAUUAUGUUCUUUAAAAAUCAGUAGUAUAUUUGGAGUAUUUUUGUGAGGACACAAGAUGUGGGUGAACACUUUGGAUUGGGGAAUUUGAAUAAAAGCUUGUUCAUGUGGAAAAUGUUUGACAGCAAUUUAUUAUUUUAAUUAUUUUGAAUGGACAGUCAUUUAUUAAGCAUGACAGACAAAGUGAACAUGUAAU